Molecule: messenger RNA, 6048 nt
Organism: Klebsormidium nitens
Lineage: Eukaryota; Viridiplantae; Streptophyta; Klebsormidiophyceae; Klebsormidiales; Klebsormidiaceae
Source: the annotation of a GenBank genome assembly
AUGAAGGACCAGGGUCCUGGGCGCGAUGUUACACACGGGCCUUUUCCAACAGGCAUGCUCUUUGAGAAACCGGGGGCAUGCACCAUCACCCCUGUUUCCUCUGGGGUCAGCCGGCUGGCGGCGGCUGCCUUUACGUGCUUUGCACGUGGGCGGACUCGUUUCAUGGUCUGCAGGACCAGUAGCCUGAAAAUGAGUUUCUCUCAGGAUCCGAUGGAAGUAGCCUUCCUUGAGGACUUCGAGAAGCAAAGCCAAAAGACGCUGCGCCUGGCGCUCAUCUCGAGCGCGCUCAUUAUCUCGGUGUACAUUAGCAUUGACUUUCUUUCCUUGAAGAGCAAAAAGAUGUUUCACCAAGUCCUCGUGGCCAGAUGCAUCCUCUGCACUUUCUGCUUCAUUGCGUACGUGGCCUCCUACUUCCCGCUCUUCGGUUGGAAGAACUGGCAGCCGUUCACAUUCUUUUGCUGCUUCAGCAUUUCCGUCGGAUCGAGCAUGCUGCCAGCCGUGUUCAGCAGGGUGGCAGGUUUCCUGGCCCUCUUCCUGGCUCUCAGCUUGACGUCGGGCUUUAUCAGACUCCGCACGUCAUACGCGUGCCUCAUUCUUAUUACUACCAUCUCCGUAUACACGAUUGCCGGUCAUUUUGUCCAACGGCGAGGUACCCUAGUCGACCAGAUGCACAGUACCGACGAAAAGGCUUUUGUGUCCCCUGCGACAGUGCUCAUGGCCCUAGUAGCGGCUUGGCUCAUGUGGUCGUCCUACCUGUUUGAGUGCUACGCUCGGAAACAGUUCCUAAUCCGCUGGGAGCUCAAAAGCACGGAGAAGUCCAACUCUGCAGCAGAUCAAGCCUAUGACGCGAAGGAAGCGAAAUCUGCCUUCAUGUCAAACAUGAGUCACGAGAUUCGGCAUCCGAUCAUCGGGAUUCUAAGCUGUGCUGAGCUCCUAGAUACCACGGAGCUGACGUCAGAACAGCGGGAAUCGGCAGCUAUCAUGAAGAAGGCUGCAGAGGACUUGCUCAGUCUCAUCAACGACGUGCUAGAGUGGAGCAAGCUGGAGGCCGGUUGCUUCAGGCUGAAUCUCAGGGGCUUUGACCUCCUCGAGCUGAUUGAGGAUACAGCAGACAUGGUGGCACCAUCUGCGUUUGCAAAGGGUUUGGAGUUGGUGACAAUCAUGCAAAGCUGGACGAAGAGAGCCGUCGUCGGGGAUCCACUGGUGGUGCAGGGCAUUUUGAUUAACUUGCUGGACAACGCGGUAAAGUUUACCAAGGCUGGAGGCCUCGCUUUGGUCGUCGAGGAGAAAUCCGGGCCAAUCGCGCGUGACGCACUUGUCAUCCGCUUCUCCUGCGUUGACACGGGUAGAGGAAUACCUGAAGACAAGCUAAGGGUGCUGUUUCGAGAAUUCUCCCAGGUCGACAUGCGGUUCUCCAGGGAGAUCGAAGGUCUCGGAUUGGGCCUCGCGCUUGUGCUCGGAUUUGUAGACAUCUUGGACGGUCAACUGGGCGUGUCGACCAAUUCCAAAGCACAGCCACAUGUUCCUACUGGCUCCAUCUUCUGGUUUGAAGUGCCGUUCCGGGCAUCGACCUCCGGGCCCGUUGUUCGUUCCGACGAGAAGUUGCGGAAGUCGUCACCGCGGGCGCCGGUUUGCGUGUUGUGCGUCUCGCCGAGUAUGCUCGUGAGGGAGAUGCUCAAAAACAACCUGGAGCCCGACGCCGGAAAUGGUUGGGAAAUCAUGGUUGGGAGUUCGCUAGGCGAGGUGAUUGAUAGCAGCGAUUAUAAGCAACAGGAGUGGUCGGCGGCCGUCGUAGUCACGCAACGCGUCGAGGAUUACGGAGAGCUGAAAGGGCGGGUUGAAACGAGUCUGAGAGAGAAAGUGCGAUGGUUGCUGCUCACUAAGCAGGAGCAGAAGAAGCCCAACGGCUUUUGGGGGGUCAUUGAGCAGCCGGUCCGGAGGGCAAACUUAGUCCAGGCGGUGGUCGGAGCGUGCAAGGACGCGCUGCUGACAAAGGAGCCGCCUCUAGUUGCUUCAGUGCGGACCACCGUAGACCUAGAUUCCAGAAGGAGGGGUUCCUCCAACAUACCGCGUUUGUCGUCCCUCGACUCGAAAGUCUCCUCGGCCCGCACGUCGCACCGGAUGUCGGGUCGAUCCGGGGAGGCGGAGCCAGAGCAAGCCAGUCUUAGAACGCUUCCAAGCGUUAAGGAAGGCGCCGAGCGCUCGCAUGCGGCGGCGAACGGAGACUUGAAGCGGCACGAAGUGCUGCUUGUGGAUGACACUGCGGUGACGCAGAUGCUCGGCAAACAGGUUCUUUCGAGCGCAGGAUUUGCGGUUGAGGUUGCGGGGAACGGUCUCCAGGCGGUGGAGAAGUGGCGGGAGAAGGAGUACGAUGUCGUUCUCAUGGACAUCGAGAUGGAGAUCUUGAACGGGUAUGAGGCCGCGGAAAUGAUCAGGAAGGAGGAGAUCGUACGGGGCCGCCGACGAGUGCCGAUCAUCGCGCUCACGGCGCACGACAGCCUGGGUCCGCGAGGCUUCCUUAUGAACGACAAGCUGACUCGGCCAGUUUCCAAAGCGCUCAUGGUAGAGACCGUGAAGACCUGGGCGCGCGGUUUCCAGCUUGACCUACUCGGGGCCAAUCCUCUUCGUCAAAAGGUGCCGCUUCUCGAGAGGGACCAAUCGAGGCGAAAGACGCACAUCAACACCUUUCACAUUGAGAGGGCUUUGGGCAAGAUUCAGAGUCGAGCCAGCUUCGGCGAUUAUACGGCGUCCGACGACGAGGAUCCACCAUCUGUUCCGGGCUCGGAGACGGAGUUGCCUGUAUAUAAUAGGCCCGCGGCGCACAGUUUAGACGACAUUCGGCAGCCUCCAAGCCUGGAUGAUUUUGAAACAUUGGUCGACAGUAGAGCGGCCGACGCGCAAGCAUCGAGCGCGGCCAAUCGCGCAGCGCCUAUCUCGGAAGCGCGAGCAAUGGGAAACGGACCGGGGACCACCGAUAAAGGUGGGGAUAGACGGGGGAACGACAUUCGUCCUCAACGGGUCCACUUGUACGGUCCCUCCAAGUUCCGCGACGACCUCGAAGCUCUGCAGCUGCUCGAUCUGAGCCAACCAGGUCCGCCGGAAUCGGGGUCCGGCGGAUCUGGUCUUCCGGUGGUUAUCGAAUCAGACCCAGGCGAAUCGGUGUCCGCCAGGCCAAGCGCUGCGUCUUCGAUCCCAGACUCUAUCAGCCAGAGAAUAAGGGUCGCCGGAUCCGUCGGAUCAGUGGAUAGUCUGAGCGCGCGUUCCCGGCAGGCUUCUGAGCCGUCCGAAAAAGGUGGUGUCCGAAAACAUUCUCUGCCGGCAGCCGCGGGUGCUCCACGUGUUGCCGACGCCACAGUUGCAGCGGACACGAGAGACAAGAGCGACAGCAUGUCCAGUGUACGGAGCUCCGAAACGUCGUUCUCAAUGCCGGAGGAGGCCCAGGCGUACUACCAGACGGCUCAGGGGGACUACUCCUGGAAACUUGGAGAUUCGAAGUGGCCCGCCACGUUCAUGAUCGGGAUUUUGGCCGGGGGAAUGCUCGCAUACCCACUGCUUGACUACCUUGCAUCAGGAUACUACUCGCGGAACCAGACAUGCUGGGUCCUCCGCUGCUUUUUCACCGUCAUCUUGCUGGGAGUCGCAAUCUUCGGCACGCUUCCAGUCUUCACCCGCUGGAUGGCCAGGAACCCAUUCCGAGGGGAGGUCUGCCUUGCAGGGCUGAUGAUCUUCACGCUGGCCGGUCUCAUGACCAUCUGCUGGUUCGACGAGAAGCUCAGCCCUUUGAACCUCGACAUGUGGCUCAGCUGGUUCUACCUUUUGGUCUGCAUCAAUCUUUUCUGCCGCUUCGCCGUUUCCUCGGCGGCCUCGGUGAUCCUCAUGGUUGUGUACAUGGCUGGCUCGAUUCACCAACAGCAAGCAGGAUGCGUCCCCAAAGUUGCAGCGAAAUCGAGCGAGGGAUUGUACGUCAGCAACGAGAGCUUGCGCAGUAUCAUCUUCGGGUACUUCACGGUCGCCGCCUUUCUCAUCUGGCAGUGUUGCUCGUACCUCCUGGAAAGAAGCGCCAUCGGUGAGCAGUCCCUCACCGAGUCGGUGCGCGCCGCCCACGCGGCCGCGCGGCGCGCGCGACACGCGGAGGCCGCGAACGUCGCGACCACGGAGUUUUUGGCGACUCUCAACCACGAGAUUCGAACGCCCUUGGCGGGAAUCAUCGGGAUGGCGGAUCUGCUGAUGGACUCAAAGACGGAGCUAACAAAGAUGCAGGAGGAACUUCUGCACACGGUCCAGCAGUCUAGCAAUCAACUGAGCGCGUUGAUUGACCAAGUCCUGGAUUUGAAUCGUAUCGAAGACGGGCAUCUGGAUCUGAAGGAGUCCCGCCUGGACCUGCGGACGCACCUCGAGGAGACAGUGACGUCAAUGAGCCACGUGUGCUUCGCGAAGAACGUGGAGCUGUAUUUGGACGUCCGGCUAGAGCACACGCACUUCCGCGGCGACCCGGUCCGGCUGCGCCAGAUGCUGACCAACUUUCUGUCAAACGCCAUCAAGUUUACGGACAAGGGCGAGAUCAAAGUGUCCAUCGAAACGGUAGUGGAGGACGACGGGGAAGCGCAGCUGAAAGUCUCGUGUACAGAUACAGGUCGGGGCGUGUCACAAGAGCAGGUGGAGCGGCUCUUCGUGCGCUUCAAGCAGGCGUCAAACAUCGACCUGAGCGACAUCCGCUUGCAGCGGCGCGGCCAAAAAGGGACUGGUCUGGGUCUCUCCAUCGUCAAAAUGCUCGCGGAAAGGAUGGGCGGAAACUGCGGCAUGAACAGCAAACCCGGGGAAGGCAGCCAGACCUGGUUCACGGUCAAGCUGGCGAAGGCCCCGGACGAUGCCCCGAGAGGGGGGGUGAUCCUGAGGCGCAAUCAUCCCCCCUGCAAAGUGUUGGUCAGCCACCGGUUGUCGUCAGUCGGGCUGGUGCUGUGCCGCUACCUCGCUGAGUGGGGCUACGAUGCGACGCUGGUGACGUCGGCUGGCGACGUCAUUGCGCUAUUUGAGGGGGGGUCCGACAAGGGGGUCCCGCCGGGGGGGGGCGACGAAGCGGUCUCCCCGGGGGGGAGCCAACCGGCGAAAGCCGCGCCAUUCAGGGUGAUCGUCCUAGACGGGUCACUGCUGGCGUCCGGGGGACACGUGCUGACGGAGCAUCUGGUCAGCAGCAAAGUGGGGGUGGUAUUGAUGACUAACCCGGGGAUCACCCGGUUGGAACCGGAGGUGGAGCUCCUGGACCCGAUCAUCUGCAGGAAGCCCGUGCGGUACGUACCGUUCUUCGAGGCGGUGGGUGCCGCCCAUAAGCAGGCGGCACCGGUUGCCGCGGGCGGUCCCAAACCCGUCCUCGACCGAUCCGCCAGCACUUCGUGGGCGAUGUUCGGUGCGACCGGCAUCAACUUCGGGGGCCUAGUUGCGGCCGCGGACGUGACCCCCCGGGCCGAAGACUCAGAGCCGGGGGGAGUGCCCGGUCAGGAAGACCACCUGCCUGACCCAGAGGUCGUCAAUUUCUCCGCGCCACCUCAGUCCGCCCCGUCCGUUCCGGAGCGGAACGAAGGCGCGGAUCAACUACCGGGCUCAGUCCCGGACUAUGCUUCUCCUCCCGGGGGGGCGGUUCAGAGUGACGGCGAGGCCCCCCCGGAGCGGCGGCGGUACGUACUGGUGGUGGAGGACCAUAUGGUGAACCAGCGGAUCGUGUGCAGCAUCCUGAAGAAGUUGGAUGCUGACCUGGAGGUGGCGAACAACGGGCUCGAAGCGGUAGCGGCCGCGGAGAAGGGGGCGUAUGACGUCAUCCUCAUGGACUGCCAGAUGCCGGUAAUGGACGGCUUUGAGGCCACGCAGCGAAUCCGCGAGCGCGAGGAACAGACGGGCGGCGCGCACGUGUGCAUCAUCGCGCUUACGGCGAUGGCGAUGCCCGGCGACCGGGAGAGGUGCCUCAACGCGGGCAUGGAUGACUACAUGACGAAGCCCGUUAAGAAAGACGCAGUGCAGGCGAUGCUGGCGACUUGGACAUCUGGACGAAGGUAA